Dovyalis caffra is the source of this 726-nucleotide messenger RNA. Lineage: Eukaryota; Viridiplantae; Streptophyta; Magnoliopsida; Malpighiales; Salicaceae. The record is from the annotation of a GenBank genome assembly.
AUGGCAUUAUGCUUUGCAGAUCAUUCCUUGUUCAUAAACUGUGGCGGCGCACGCACAGUCGCUGAAGGGAAUCAAUAUGAUGAAGAUAAUGCAAAAAACAGGUUUUACAGCAUUCCAGGAAAGUGGGCUUAUUCUUGUUCUGGAGAUUUCUUGUCAUCAGUCGCCAAUUCAAGCGAUUACGUUAAGAACACGACCUGUGGAGUUUCUAUUUCGGAAGAAUCUUUGUAUAAAACAGCUCGCUUUUGCCCUGUCUCUCUGACGUAUUAUGGAUUCUGUUUGGAAAAAGGAAAUUACACAGUGGAACUUCACUUUGCUGAAAUUAUUUAUACACAGGAUGAAGACUACAGCAGCUUAGGGACUCGUAUUUUUGACGUAUAUAUUCAGGGUGAGAGAAAACUGAAGGAUUUCAACAUAAAAGAGAAGGCCCAAAGUCCAAAUGAAGCAUGGAUAGAAAAGUUCCCAGCAAUUGUUGAUGACCAUCCAUUGGAGAUUCAUUUUUUCUGGGCUGGAAAAGGAUCUCUGAAUAACCCACCUCUUCUGAAUGGACCUCUUAUAUCAGCGAUUUCCGUAACUCCAAACUACAAAGUUCAUGAUGGAAAGCUGUCUGCUGCCCAAAUAACCGGGAUCACAAUAGGUUGUGCAUUUGCUCCGUUACUUCUACUUGCUUUCAUAUGGAAAAUGGGAUGGCUAGGGAAUAGAGAGUUGCGCGGUGAGACAAUAAGCUAA